GCAAUCACAUUGAAACAUACAAAAUUCUUCCAGACUUUACAGCGAAAUAUGGGGAUGAUGCCUUGUUUGGGUGGGGUGUCUUGAACCUGGGAUCACAGUCUCAGAAUAAGUGGUCACCUAUUCAGGACAGGAUCAGUAGUCGCAGAAAAUGGACGACUUCAACUUGCACUACAGGUUCCUAAAUUGGAGGAGAAGAAUAAGGGAAAUAAGAGAAGUACGCGCAGUUCGCCAUCAAGAGAGGUACAAGCGCAUUCUUGUUGAUGGAGACAUAUUGAGCUACCAUGGAAACUCAGAUGAAGUUGGCUGUUACGUGGCCCCACAUCCGUUGACAAGGGAGAGCAAUUAUUUUGAGGUGUGUAUAGUGGACACUGGUGUGAGGGGAACAAUUGCAGUAGGACUCGUCCCUCAGUAUUACAAGCUAGAUCACCAACCAGGAUGGCUUCCACAUUCUGUUGCUUACCAUGCAGAUGAUGGCAAGUUGUUUAAUGGAAAUGGCGUUGGCCAGCAAUUUGGGCCCAAGUGUUUUACAGGUGACCGAAUUGGAUGUGGUGUCCAGGCAGAGUCGUUUGACAGGGGAAUGGCAACUGUGUUUUUCACAAGAAAUGGAAAAGAGGUAGGGUCUGUAGUUAUGGCCAUGUCUCCAGAUGGAUUGUUCCCAGCAGUUGGAAUGCACUCCCUUGGAGAAGAAGUACGCAUUGACCUUCAAGCAGAAUGGGGACUGGAUGAUGAUGACAGUGUCAUGAUGGUCGACAGCCAUGAAGAUGAAUGGGGCCGUUUACAUGAUGUUAAAGUUUGUGGAACACUCUUAGAAUAUGUCGGCAAAGGGAAAAGCAUAAUGGAUGUAGGACUGGCGCAAGCAAGACAUCCCCUCAGCACCAGAAGUCAUUACUUCGAAGUAGAAAUAGUUGACCCAGGUGAAAAGUGCUACAUUGCCUUAGGAUUGGCACGAAAGGAUUACCCAAAAAAUCGGCACCCUGGCUGGAGUCGAGGAUCGGUGGCCUAUCAUGCAGAUGAUGGCAAACUUUUCCAAGGAAGUGGAGUGGGAGAUCCCUUUGGCCCUCGCUGCUACAAGGGUGAUAUCAUGGGUUGUGGUAUCAUGUUUCCUCGAGAUUAUAUUUUAGACAGUGAUGCCGACAGUGAUGACUGUAUUGAUGCUGCAGAAGUCAAAUACAAACAGAGACGAGUGAGGAACAUCAUGUAUUUUAAUGAUGAGGAUGAAGAGGAUGAAGGAGAAGAUAUGGAGCAAGAUUAUGAUGGAAAGAAAGUAACGGUAUUUUUUACUCGAAACGGAAAGAUAAUUGGCAGGAAAGAAGCACCGGUGCCAUCUGGAGGGUUUUACCCUACUAUUGGAAUGCUUAGCAAUGGCGAAAAGGUUAAAGUCGACCUGCAUCCAUUGAGUGGCUGAGCUGUUCCCCCUUUUCUCACUGAAUGCAGCAAGCAAACGCAUGCUCUACUUCAUACUGCCAUCUACUGGCCAUAUCCGGUGUAGCCUGUAACUCCACAGAGGAUGCACAGCAUUGACUGUUAUAUUUCCCCAUUUUAUGUAACUCUGCUAUUCUGUUAGUAUAUUUAACAAACGGUUAUAUAGGGAAAGUUAUUAAUAUGAUUUAUUUUCACUUCAUUUUUGUUCCAUCCUGCUUCAAGACACUAAAAUUCCAUCACAACUUUCAAAUCUUUUGCAGUUACUAUAUUCAAAAACUAAUUAUUGAUUACCUCAGUAACACACACAACAUGCUGGAGAAGCUCAAGUCGCACAGCAACUUUGAAGAAUCAAGAAGGCCAGCCUUAAAGCUGUCUGCUUCUUUCCCGACAAAAGACCCAACCAGUUCCCCUCCACCACUGCCCUCCUCUGUCUAGUGGAACUGGUCCUCACUUUCAAAAAUGUCUUUUUUGGUUCCUCACACUUUCUCCAAACUCAUGGUUGUAACCAUGAGCUCUUACUACAUUGGAACAAUCCAUGUUCCAAGCUUUCCCUGGUAAUGUUCCCCAAAUCUGCUGUGUUACAUUGCCGACUGAGUUGUGCUGCUUCAUACAACCAUGCUGUGCUUUUCAAUUUUAUUAAUUUUGCCUCCCACUUUGCACUUAAAUUCACUUGGUCCAUUUCUGACACCUUUCUCUUUCAUGAUAUCUGUGUCUUCAUCUGUAGAGAUGAACUGUCUACCGAUAUCUUUUAUAAACCUUCUGACUCCCAUGAAUAUCUUGACUAUACCUCUUCCCACCCUGUCUCCUGUAAAAAUACCAUUUCCUUUUCUCAGUCCCUUCGCUGCAUCUGUUCCCAAGAUGAGGCUUUCCUUUCCAGAACAUCAGAAAUGUCCACCUUCUUCAAAGAACGGGGUUUCCCUUCCUCCACCAUUCAGUUUGUUUGCCCACUGUGGAACAAUGAGAACCACUCCAGCCAUCUGUGAUUUGUAGGGAUUGGACUGGUCUGUGGGUGCACAGGUGGCUGGAGGUGCCAAUCCACACUCAAAAAGUUCUUUGAUGGUGUGGAUAAAAGAUGGCAGACAUGCUAAGUUGGGGGUCACUGGCUCGGGCUUUCCUGGCCAGUCUAAGUCUCUCUGCUGCAGUUGUCCUUUCUGCCUCGUGUGUUGCUGCAUCCUUAUGGAGGGAGGAGCGUCACUCAACCCAGUCCUGGGCAAUAUGUUCCCAUGUGUCUGGGUUUAUGCCAAAGGCUUUUAGUGAUAUUUUAAGGCUGUCUUUGUAGUGUUUCCUUUGGCCUCUACUGGAAUGUUUUCCUUUCAGUAGUCCAGUGGUCACCAACCACCGUGUAGCAAACUGUGUGCUACCAGCCCGUGAGGAAACAAUAUGAUUUGGCGAUAUGAAAUGAUAUGAGUCACCUGCACCUUUCCUCAUUCCCUGUCACGCCCACUGUUGAACUUGAACGCACGCAAGGUCAUCAGUCGCUUAAACGCAGUGAUACUCUCGCACCAGGGAUCUCUGCUUGGCUUUGGGUAACCGGCCAGCUCGCGUGGCCAGCGAGAAGUGCCAUUGCUACUGGCCUGGAGCACGGACAUGUGGGCGCCACCUCUAAUCCUGUUUAGCACACUGAAAGUUUGCGGGGAACCCGGUGCUAAAAUAUUCUCAGACGUCCUAAUUCAGGCUCAGGGUUUCAUAAGUAGCAGAGCAGCUACCUCGCUGCGAUCUGAAAGUCAUCCCUCCAGCCAAAUUUUUGUCAGCCGAUAGAUCCUACCUGCCUACAAGGGGGGCGGGCACGCGUCCUGUCACACUGCUCCUCGCUGGGUCGGUCGCUCUCUCCAGACUGUGACCGCCGCGGCCCCAGUACGGGGACCUCCGGCACUUACCUAGUCCUCUCACUGGUGUGUUGUAAUGAUUUUAUAUGUUCAUACGAGGAAAAUAUGUGCUGUGUUUAAUAUCCAAACAUUACUUAAAAUGUUAUGAUGCUAUUGACUUAUAAGUGAGUUAUAAUUGACUCAUCAUUAUAUUCAUGCGAGGAAAAUAUGCGCUGUGAGCUUAAUAUUAAAUUCAUUAGAUAAACCCUUUUAGAAAUGAAAUUGAGUGUAUUAGCCUCUUAUAAGUGACUUAUAGUUGACUUAUCACCUAUAUUCCAGUCGUGAUUAACAUCCCCUCCCCCCACCCCCCAUCGGCCAGUCCGCAAGAAUAUUGUCAAUAUUAAACCGGUCCACGGUGCAAAAAAGGUUGAUGUCCCCUGCUGUAGUUCACCGUAAAGCAGUCUCCUAGACAGGCAAAGGUCUAGCAUUUGAGCUACGUGGCCUGCCUAGUGUAACUGAGACUGCAUCAGGAUGGUGUAGAUACUGAGCAGGCCCACCUUGGUAAGUACCUCAGUGGCACCAUAUGUUAAAACAUGGGCUAUCACCUUUAAUUUUACCAAAGAAAAAAAUGGCUGCAGUCACUUAGCACUUUAGUACAAGGGUGUUUAUUAGUUGCAUUAAUUAGUGAAAAUAGUGAAAAAAUACUAAUAUUUACAAAAAUAUAUCUACAAGAAAACACAAUAAUAGCUCCAGAUUUAAUCUUGUCCAGUGUGAACUCCUAGCCCUCGCCCUCUCCCUCUCCCUCUCCCCUCCUCGCACAUACCUGAUCAGCAGGACUGGUGAAGGGUCUUGGCCUGAAACAUCAACUGUUUACUCUUUUCCAUAGAUACUGCCUAUCCCUCUGAGUUCCUCCAGCAUUUUGUGUGUGUUGCUUGGAUUUCCAGCAUCUGCAGAUUUUCUCUUGUGUGUGAUUACAUGCCUGACAAUUUGGCCUUCUUGAGAGAAUUCACAGAGGACUUGUAACCAGCCUGCUGACAGUGAUAGAAAAUAAGUCUUACAAGAAAGUAACAAAGAUUCUUUGUUGGCUUUUCUCCCACCUCCCAAUUCCACAGAGUUACCCAGAGAGUCCCUUGAAGGGUUAGUCUCUGUUGCUUUGGAAUGACGGUCAUGAUGGCAUCCCCUUAUGGGCAUUGAGGUACUGCAGGGCAAGUCAGGCCCACAGAGAGUCCAUCCACAGGCUCGUGCUCUCGGACCCGUGUUCUGGUGUCUGGAGGAAGAAACUGCAGCAGCUGCUCCAGAACGAUGGCCUCACCAAUCUCCUCUUUGCACUGGUCAAAUUCAUCGGCAGUAAAGACCCUUCAGCUGGUGAUAUGCCUCAGUGGGUGACUCACCUGGUGGAAGAGUGCGGGAACUGAAGCAUUGGUGAUAGGUUUCUGCUUUUAUCAUAUUUAGCCAGCAAUGCCUCCCUCAGGUCAGGAUAGUUGUUGUAUAUCUCUUCCAUUGCAGUGUAGGCUUUGAAAGUUUUACCUGUCAUUAGUGGCACUACUUGGCAGGCCCACUUCUCCUCUGCCAUUGCUAUGUCUAGGCUAUCCUUUCAAACCUGAGGAGAUAGUUCCCAAUACUGUCACCUUGUUGAGAAGGAGGCAUCUUGGGACCCUUCCGCAGCAGAGCAGGGGGGUUGAAGGACUGGUCAGAUGGGGAGAUGGUUGACUCAAGCUGGGCAAUGGCCUCAACAGAUCUCUGCAGUCUUUGGCAUUCCUUUCUAAAAUCAUCUUCUCUCUGCUGGGCAGACAAUAAGUCUCUGACCAGAUAUAUUGGGGGUGGGGGGGGGGGGUGGUUCAGAGGUGAUGCCAUUUGGCCCUUCUGAUUUUGGCCCUGGGCUGAAGUUCUUUCUCUUCUGAGGUCCCUUCUGUUUCCCAGACAUCUGCUUCAUUUUUAGACUCUUUUGUGGGGGGGGGGGGGUAAGUUUCCUGACUUGGGACAGCAAAACCACUCUCCCCUUUGCGACUGACCAUCCCACUGCUGCCACCAUUUCCCAGGGAUUCUGUCUUGUCAAUGCUGAGGAGCUUUCUGACGCAGACUGUGUGGAAAUGGUUCAGUUUCUUGGCACGCUGUUGAUACAUUGUCCACGUUUCACAGAUGUAAAGCAAAGUGGCCCUAUACACCUUCAGCUUCAUAUGUAGAUUUAUGCCUCUUUUGUUCCAGACGUUGAUAUAAAGUCUGCUGAAGGCUGUACUUUGGUAAUCCUGGCAUUUACUUUAUCAUCAAUGAUAUUGUCUUGGGACUGUAUGCUGCCAAGAUAUGUGAACCUGUUUAAUGGGUUGAGUCUUUGACUGUUGAUUGUGAUGUUUGGCUCAACAUAUGAUUUCCCUGGAACUGGCUGAUGCAUUAUUCAGUCUUGGUGUUGAGGGUCAGCCCAAAGUUGGUACACACAUCAGAAAGCUUGUCGACAUGGAACUGCACAUCAUCUUUUGAACCAGCAUUAAAGGCACAGUCAUCAGCAAAAAGGAAGCCUCUGAAAUUGAACAGUUUCUCAUCAUGGGAAUCUGAUGCUGAAGCUUACAUCGCUGUCUCUGAAGGUGUCCACAGACCCUUAUUUCAGCGCAGAGCAUUGCAGCAAGCUGAACCAGCCUGUCCCUUGCCUCAGACUCCGUUAUCCUGACUUCUUUCAAUUUGGCCCUAUGCUUAAAUCGUCAUCCAAAUGCCGGUUCUGUUGCCUGGACACCGCCGCCUCAAUUCAGCCUGGCGCUUAAAUCAUUCAAACCUCAGGCCUUCCUCGCUCUUGGUAACAGGCCUGUUGCCUCACCUCGUCUUGGUUCUGCCACAUCAAAUUGCCUCCAAGUCCAAAGGAAUGUUACAGACUAUUGCUCAUGACAUAUUGCUAAGUCCUGACGAAGGGUCUCGGUCCGAAACGUCGACAGUGCUUCUCCCUAUAGAUGCUGCCUGGCCUGCCGUGUUCCACCAGGAGAACAGGUCAGCGCUUUGGUUCUGGCAUUUCUCGAGCAGCUACCUUGCAGUAAACAUGUCGAUAGUCCCACACUCUUUCCAAAAUCUGUCUGGUAGGAGACCCUAAUCAAGGUGUGAUAUGAUGGAUACUUGGGACAGGCGAAUGGUAGCUUCGUCGUUUAUAGUCAAAGGACAAUACAGGACACUGUUAAAGUGCUCAGCUCACCUAUGAAGAAUUUUCUCUUUGUCCAUGGUCAGCAUGUUCCCAUCAGCACUAAGGAGAGGGGAUGUCCUGGUGAUGUGGGACCAUAGAAUUCUUUUGGUGCAAUAUAGAAGUUCUUUAAGUCAUGCCUAUCUGCUUAUGCCUGGAUCUUAUCAGCUUUAUUACUCAGCCAGAUAUCCUGCAUCUAGCACAGUUUGUGUUGUAUAGUCCUUCAUAUGUUAUUGAUGGCAUCCUUCGCUGAGAUGGACUUGGGGUCACUGAGGAAAGCUUUGUGGAGACAAUGUUUUUCAUCCAGCAGUUUGAUGUUAACAGAGUGUUCAUCAAAAUUGUGCUUUUUGGUAGCAGGCCCCAAAAUCUCUGUAGUAGUGUUGUAGAUCAGUUCUCAAAGGAUUGAUCAAGCAAUUCCCACAUUCUGAUUGUCCAGAGGGGUGGAGUUUAAGCAACCUUCCAGAGUGCCAACAAAAGACUGCUUUAUGUUGCUGCUUUUCAGUUGUCCUAGGACUUUCUUUCCUUGUGGGUGUCUCUUGAGCUAGAUAUGAAUGUUCAGUUUAGAAAUGAUGAGACAGUGGUCUGUCCAGUAUUCAGCACUGCACAGAGAUUUUGUCACCCUUACAUCCCGUCUCUUUCCCUGACAAUGACAUAGUCAAUUAGAUACCAGUGCUUAGAGCAGAGGUCCAACCACAGUGCUUUGGUAUGGGUGGGAAGGUAGAAGACAGUGUUGGUGAUCAACAAUUCAUGUUCAGCACACCUGGAGUAGUAGAAGACCAUUGCUGUUGCAGCGACCAACAUUCUAUUUCCCAUUGACCCCAUCCCAGGAGGUGCCCUUCCUUCUUCCCUUUCUCCCAUGGUCCCUCUUAUCAUAUUCCUCCUUCGCCCCUUUGUGUUUUCCACAUAUCACCUCUGUGCUUCUUACUUCAUUCCCCCCCCCCCCCAGCACCCACCUGGCUUCACCUGUCACCCUCUACCCUGUACUGCUUCCUCACCCCCAUUUUCAUAUUCUGGCUUCUUCCCCCUUCCCUUCUAACCCUGAUGAAGGGUCUCAGCUGGAAAUGUCAACUGUUUAUUCAUUUCAAUUGUUCCAACUAACUUGCUCAGUUUCUCCAGCAUUUUGUAUGUGUUGUUAUGAAUUUCCAGCAUCUGCUGAAUCUCUUGUGUUAUUAAUGACAACUGCACAUCCUUAGCAUUUGCUAAGAAUACUCCCCAUUACUGUUUUCUCUCUGCACAUCCCCAGGGUGAUUAAACAUCAAUAUUAGAUGGCACAUUGUAAAAUAAUCUAUUUCCUUGUUGCUGUCUGCAAGCUGCUUUUGAAGGAAUGUUUUCAAGGAGCCUUCUCAUGGUUGUCAGUACAACUCUUAAACUUCUUGCAACAAGUAACCAAUUCAAUUAGUCUUGGUUUCAAUUCAAUAGUCAUCAGAGAGCAUACAGAUGUGAGCUGUCCUAUCCCCACACCAGUGCCUUACUCUCAUUACCACAAGGCUGGUAUUCCUGACCCCUUAUUAAAAUCAGUGAGUUUGUUACCAGCUAUCGUGAAGUAAGGAAAGACAGAAUUUUAAAAAAAUGAGAGUUUAUAGAAGCAUUUACAACUGGAGAUUUCUCUUCAGCAGUGGGAGACAAAAUUGCUUUAUGUUGGAAAGGUUUCUUGGCCCUUUCAAACUACUGCAAUUCCUGGCCACACAUUAACAGUUGCAUUUGCUGUGGCCUUGAGUCUUUUCAGAUUUAGCAAGUUUACCUAGGAGUAUAUUAGCCACUGCCAUUAUGUCUGACUAGUGCUAUCUGUAGAACUGAGAUAAAUACGUUACAUCAUGAAGUAGUGGGGAUGAGGUGGCAGGGUUGAAAUGAGAAGUAACCACUAACUCCAGCAGAGUUGGUGAGCAGUACUCUGAUUGCAGGGACCUUGGCUGAAUUCUCUACCCCGCUGGCUCAGGACAUUUAAUCAUUCCAUUGCUGUCGGGGUGAAAUCAGCUAACUCAGCGCAGAACAGAGGCUAUUUAAGCUCUGAGGUGUUUUGAGUUUGUGAAUAAAAUUUAUGUGAAGAGGCAAAAUCUUCAUUUAAAGCCGUUUGGUAUUAAAGUGCCUUUCAGAUUUAUUCUAGAUUAGGUUAGCAUACAUUUAAAAAAAUGCAACAGCAAAAUACUGCAAUAUUCACAAUCUCAUCCCACACACGUGUGCAAUAGCAGAAUAUUGGAUGGGAGAUGUGAGCUGAAGUUUACUUGCAUUGGGUGUGCCCUUAACAUUCAGGGGUUGCUUAAAGUUUCAUCCAUCUCCCUAGGCUUCCAGAGUGAUUUCCAAGUACAUCAUCUGUGACACAAAUAACAGGAUUUCUGUAAAAACGUGCACGGGUGAGUAAUAAUGGCAAAGCUGUAGCUGGCAGGAAACCUUUGGGCUCUGCUGGUACUUGAGGCAUUUUAAAACUAAUUGACCCAACCCCAUCGACCACUAAAGAAGAUGCAAGAGCAAUUAAAGAAUUCCAGUGAAUCCAGCUAAAGACUUAACCAUUUAAUUCACUUUCCAGAUCCCUGCCUUCCUUUGAAUAUCCCAUUUGCUUCCCCCGCUUGAGACUCUGGUGAUUUUGUCCCUUCAUAGGCUCCAUUUGUACUCUGGAGCCAUUGACAUUUUGUAAAUGUACUCCAUGUUAGAUCCUUCCAGCCAAGCAGCACAGAUGUUUCUUCAUCCAAUGGAGUUAGAUUUAAAGACUCCCCACGUAACCCUACCCUUUAUUAUGGAGGUCCCACAGGGUGAACGGAAGGCAACACUGAGCUGUUCUGCUUUAUUUGCUGUGUAUUAAAUGCAAUACACAUAUUAUUAAAUGUAAAGGGACUUUCGAGUGGCAAGUAUUUAAUUUUUAUGUAAUAAAACAAUUGAAGUUUUGAGUGAUUUCUGUAAAAAUACUGUAUGUCAAACUGAAAUUCCCUGAGGGGGCUAAAAUACUGAGUUCAAUUUUUUUUUUAAUUUAAUUUUUCUCCAACUGAGCAUUGAUAUCAUGAGUGGUUGUAAAUUGCUUAUUGAUUGUGGAUAUGUUAGACAAAUGUCUUGAUUCAACAGUCUCCUACCAGCUCUUUUGUACCAAUAUUCAACUGUGUGCACUAUAUUAUAUCAGAAGAAAUGUACAUAAUUCAGAUGUUUAUAUGCUUUAAUUAAAAUAGAUAUUUCCAUAAUGGUA
Molecule: messenger RNA, 9556 nt
Organism: Hypanus sabinus (Atlantic stingray)
Lineage: Eukaryota; Metazoa; Chordata; Chondrichthyes; Myliobatiformes; Dasyatidae
Gene: spryd3
Product: SPRY domain containing 3
Exons: 11
Coding region: 149-1405 (418 amino acids)
Molecular function (GO): protein binding
Source: RefSeq, a predicted model, not a curated record